CUUUGAUGCAGCAUCCAAAUCAAAAGAUCCAGAAGCUGCUGCAAAUAGAGCCACAUAUGCAAUGAACAACAAUAAGCAGUCAGCCAUGCAUCGAUCCAGCUUAUUUAGCAGCAUCAGAGCCAGUUUAAUCGGUGUGCGAAGUGACAAAUUCCGUGUUGGUGCUGUAGAUGCACCUCCAGUUCCAAAGAUCCCAGCAACUCCACUAACUCCCAAAUUGCCUCCUAUCCCAAUAUCUGCGCCGCAGAUUCCUAAUGGUCGAGAUUCAAUUUUCGCACCGGCUGCCGCUAACAUGGUCAGCAAUGGCACAAUUACCAGAAAUGGAAAAAAUAGCGAUUCAAUCAUAAACGUUAACUCGAAUACAGACGGUAACAAUGGCGCAUCAGCAGAGAUGUGUGUACGUGCAUGCGACGACUACGAUAGAGUCAUGGAAGACGAAAUUGAGCUUCGAGUCGAUGAUAUUAUUGUUGUUUUACAAGAGUUUGAUGACGGUUGGGCAUUUGGCCGCAACGUCUCUACAUCUGCCGAAGGUGUCUUUCCUCUCUCUGUUACACAACCUUAUCUCUCAGGACAAUCCCAAAGACAAAGCUAUAAUUCUCGAGCAAGUGCAUUGACGGCACGGACACGAUCUUUACUUCCUCGCUAGUCAUUUGCUCUUUACCUCUAAUACCUUGUAUAUAGUACCUCUAAGUGGACUACCCGACUGCAUUUAUUUUACCAACCGAAAUUAUGAAAGUAAUCCUCAAAUGAAACAAUCUUAUUGCUAU
Messenger RNA from Batrachochytrium dendrobatidis JAM81, 764 nucleotides. RefSeq lists its product as uncharacterized. The coding region runs from base 62 to 643 and encodes 193 amino acids. Gene Ontology annotation, molecular function: protein binding. The record is from RefSeq and is a predicted model, not a curated record. NCBI's taxonomy places the organism in Eukaryota, Fungi, Chytridiomycota, Chytridiomycetes, Rhizophydiales. The transcript has a single exon.